Menidia menidia (Atlantic silverside) is the source of this 14914-nucleotide messenger RNA. NCBI's taxonomy places the organism in Eukaryota, Metazoa, Chordata, Actinopteri, Atheriniformes, Atherinopsidae. The record is from the annotation of a GenBank genome assembly.
AGAGGCGUCUCAUUAACAGAGAACUGGGAAGCCGCAGAGCUGAAGGCUGAGUCUGCUGCUGUUUUAAAGUGUUGAGAUUUGUGACUCUGCCACAGUUUAUUUAAUACGAUUUCUUUUCAAGUGGUUUUCUAUUUCGCUGUUUUCGGUUUCCGCAUCAACUCAUGGAAAGUGCGUCCUAGGGGCCACCUGCGGAGCCAUGUCCUCCCCAACCAGCCUGGAGAUCACACCGAGAUAACAGACAUCUACCUCCGCUUCAGACAGCCAACCAAACCGAUGGCUUUCUUCCGUCAGCUAAAACUUCUUCUCUGGAAGAAUGGACUGUCAGCCAUCAGACAGCCUUUAUGGUCCGUGACUUUGAUCGCCUGGCCCCUGGUCAUCUUCAUCAUCAUUGCUGUGACCCGCCACCAAUUCCCUCCCAUCGUAAAAGAGACAUGUUACGUUGGUCCCCGAAACCUGCCGAGCACGGGCUUCUUUCCCUUCCUUCAGACCCUCAUGUGCAACACAGACAGCAAUUGUCACAACACAUCUCGCCUGGCAGACUCCGUGUCAAAAUCAUCGAGGAACAGGAGGUCAACUCAUGCGGAAAACACUUCCCCCUUGGAAAGUCUGAUUCAAGAAGGAGAUUUCUUCAGCUUGACUUUCCCCAACGACACCAACAAUGAUCCUGCAGCACUGGUUCGGGUCCUGGAAAACAUUUUUGGUACGUCUUACCAAGGAGAUGGCAAGAAAAUCUCUCUCAUGAGUACCAUCAACACCACUCUGGAUGAUCAGGAGACCUUGAACAGAAUUCUGGAGUCAGUGAAUGUUUUGAAGAGAGCCAUUUGCACAGUGACUCUGCCCAUGAUCAACAGAACCUCCCCCGACACUCUAACAUAUGCAGUCAUCACCUUCUGCAACUCCAACAGCACUGUGUUUGAAGUCUCAAUUGAUACACUCAACCAGAUACUGACGGAGCUGAUGCUGACACAGUCAGAUGAGAUUAUGUCAGCUGCUGGGGUUGCUUUGCUGUUUUUCGAUCAUCUGCAAAAUGAGACCUCAUUUUGGGAGAGCCUUCUUGUUCUGCCACAGAUUUUCACCCCUACUUCUAACCAAGCGCUGAGCAGCACAGAAACCCUCCUCAAAACCCUACAGGGGGCUAUGCGAAUAAUCCAAAAGAAUUUCCCAGAAAUGGCUGACUCCCUCUCCACUGUGGAUCCUUUUCUUGUUGGAGGUAUCAACUUGAUCCACUAUGUCCAACACUGGCCUGGAAAGGAUGUUUCCAUUUCCCUCGGAGAGGUGGUCAUGUUGCACAAUGAUUCACUGAGUGAAAUAAUGAAAAGUGUGCUACAAGAGGUGGAGAUACCAUUGGACAAGGCCAUUGGCCUGACCCUGGACAAAGCCAUGGUGCGCUCGUACCUGUGUGACAACAGCAGUGAGUCCAUGUCUCUCACUGUGGCAUGCAGCACAGGCAUUGUGGACCUGCUCCUGGGUUGGAUCAGUCCAGACAAGGUGGCAAAACAGGCUCUCCUGGCGUGGAGCAGGCACGUGGCAGCACAUGAUGUUUCUUUUGCCAAAGAGCUGCUGCGCAGUCUGAUGGGAGGCUCAUCCUCAGGAGAUCAGGGAGGCUACAACAUCACGAGGUCCCGGCGCAGCGUAGUUGCACAACCUCAAAACAUUGACGAGGAGCUGUUUCUGGCGGUCGGUCAAACACUCUUGGAAAUUGCAGGAAUUGAACCAGAGGUGGACCUGGUUGUCCAGAGAGUCCUAAGAACUGGCUUUCAGUCCAUGAAGGCUACAGGGUUGUCUUUACACACUGUACAAGAAAUGACGAGCAAUGUCUUGAAAGAUGCCAAUCGUCUCCAAAUGAACUAUCACCUGCUGCUCACCAACCAUUCUGAGGCAAGCGUUUGGAUCAACAAAGUGAUGGACAGCGUGAUAGAAGUGAUCACGCAGAUUCUGGGAUCAAAACCUCUAACAUGUGAAGACGUUCUCGCGCCCUUCGAGUGGCUCUUAUCCUCCAAGAGCAUAAAGAUUGAGGUGUGGAGAUCAAUGCUCUGCCAGAACAACUCUGCUCUGGAGCAAGCUUUGAUAAACGACUGGAUAGAUGUGGUUCAAGAGGUGGUAGAAGUGUACAGCACCCUCACAGGCCAAGCAGACUUCAACGUAACACUCCCCAUGAUCCUGUCUGAGUGGCAUAACCUGCAGAACAAAAGCCAGCAGUUUGGAGAGUUUUUUGACAAACUGGUCACAGAGCUGGGUGCAGCAUACUGGAUGAACUGGAUGCCUGAGAACACAACUCAUGACAUUACUGGCACUCUUCAGAAAAGUGUUUUGAUGUUCAUGGUGAGGUUUGGGGAAAUGAUUGAGAAGAGUGAGACUUGGCCUCAGGUGAAGAGCUACUUCCACAUGGUUUACUGGAUUGUUAACUACAGGCCUGGUGUGAAACCUCCACCAGCAAACUGUUCUGUUGACACUGACUCCUCAGCCAUUUAUUGUGACACCGGCUUGAAGUGGCCAUCGUUUGCUAAUGCAAUGGCACAGGCUCUGAUGUCACCAAGCCAAGAUGUUCUGGUGAAUUUCCUUAAAGGAGCUGUGAAUCUGUUGCAGCAUUUAUACGGUGACAUGUACACUCAUCUAGCCGCCUCAUAUCUGAAACAAGAAAUCAAAGGUGGAGAUGCCCUCUCAGGUUACCUGAUAAACUUGAUGCACAACUUGGACAACUUUGUCCAGAUGAUCAGCGUUCUACCCGAUCGAAACAUCUCAGACCCUUCGUUAAUGGUUCCGGUCAUCAGCAACCUGUUACAGUCCUCAGGUCUGACCCCCCUCGUGCCUUUGCUCUUCAGUGAGGGUCCCCUCAAUGCCUCCAUGGUGCUUGAUGUGGCCUCAAAGGUUGGCAGGCUCAACCAGAACAUCUUUACGUUCAAUGAGACAGACCCAACAAUGCCUGAACUUGAACGGUUGAUAAUGCAGUUUCUCUCCUUGGAGGGGAACCUCACCUUGUCUCUCCCUCACAUCAUGGCACACAGUCUCCUAACGUAUUCCAACUCGUUCCACCCUGAGGAAGUGGCCCAUCUCAAAGAAGUCAUCCAGCCUUUCACAAAUCAGACCUCAGCUGGCCUUGUAGAAGCCAUCCUCAGUGCUAUAGAGCUUCUGAAUGAAGUGAUAGGUUCACCAAAUGCUGAGCCAACUACCAUCGUCCUGCGGUACAUACAGCAGCUUCAAGAGUUUGUUAUUUCUCUUUACAGACUGAGAAAAAUUGAGAAUUUCUUGCUGCCAAAUGGGCAGCUGAGCCCAGCUCAAGUGACUGAUCUCCACAUGCUGUCCAGGGAUUUCCUCAAUCUCCUCACUCCCGAGGGUCUUCAGAACCUCACUCAGGCUGGACCACAAACGGCCCAGGAUGUUGUUUUCCAGAAGUUUGUGUUGUUUCUGCCACCUGCCCUCCAAAAUGAAACUGCUCACUUUCUCCAGGAUUUCAAAGCUCUGCAGUCUGAGUUAUCCAAAUGUGCAGAAGGACACAACUGUUUGGCUGGAGUGUCAGAAAUCUUCACAUUCCUGGAUCAGAUAGUACACCUGAUGCUCACGGCCAAUGGAAAUGUCACCAUUAGGAUAGCUCCAAACAUUCCUGUGGGAUGGGAAAGUGAAGAAAUGGCAUCCCUGUUCUUUUCACUCCUCCUGUCACCAAAUGACGCUAACUAUGUGAAAACAUAUAGACAGACCCUUGAUUUCAUCAAGUUUGUCCUGGCAACCCCAAAUAUCACUGUUGCCAGUGUGCAGAAUGCUCUAAAACAGUCAAACUUAACCAUUCAAGAGCUGAAUGAGAUCACUGCGCUUGCAGGAGCUGCCAACUUGAAAGAGCUGAUGGUGAACCUGAUGGAGAUUGUCAAUGUCCAGCAGUGUUUUGAGCCUCAGAAUGACCCGAAGGUCACCGGCCACUGCGUCAUGGGGCUGAUAAAGGGAGUCAGCGGCUUUCUGACAAACCUUCCCGCUCUCCGUAAUGAGACAGUCACCCUCUCGCUCAUCCCUCUAAUUGUUAAUCAAACUAUCAAGGGUGUCUUGCAAGUUAACUUCAGUUCUGAUCCUAACAUGGUUGUCAUGCAUACACUAAACACCACCCUGGCCAAUAUCAAGAUGAGCCUCCAGCUGAGCCAGCUAAACACUCCAGAGAUCAUGAAUGAAAUCCGAGUGGUAGAGGGUCUAAUCCAGCUGGUUUCCAACAUGGAGCCGUACAACAGUUUAAAUGCCACCUUGAUGAAGGACCCCAUACUUGUCCAAAGAGUUUACCUGGAGCUUAUUGAGUGGUACUUGAAAAGACUGGAAAACAUCACCAGCAGCAGUUCAUUCUCUACGCUCCUUCAGCCCUUUUUCUCCAUCACACAAAUGCAAGUGGCAUCACAGCUGGCUCAAACAGAAUUUUCCAUGUUUGUAAGUAACAAGAUUGAGUUCCUUAUGAACAACCUCAAGUACCCGAUAGAUGGUUUGGGAGUGAGUGCAAUUGGCCAAACAGCAAUAGAGAUCACUCGAGAACUGUGGGACUUCAUCAAAGUCAGCCUGGAGCUUCAGAAUAACAAUACGUUUUAUGGCGAGCUAUUCAACACAUCCGCUCUGUAUUCCGCUGAGCUCCAGAUCAAGCUCUACCUGGACCUGAUUGAAACGUGGAUGAAACAGCCCAACAUCCCAUCUCUCCUCACCAGUAUGCUUCAGUGGGGAAACUCCUCCCUGACUGCGUCCACACCUGUGGCAGACAUCCACCAGUUACUCCUGUCGACGGCCACAUUUCUCUACGGUGAUCAGCUGGUAUACCUCUCCAUGAUAAGAAACAUCACCCAGUCUUUGAGCAAAGCCCUAAUGGUUGCAGAGCAACCAGGUGGCCUCCAGAGUGAACAGUUCGAAGCUGUGAUCUUGGAAGCAGCCCAGAGAGCGAUGCAGAUCCUGGCCGCGGCCGCCGCCCCUCUGCCACCUCAAGUUCAGGAGGACAUCUUGGAAAUGAUCCGAGGUUCUCUUAAACUCAUCAUCAAUCCAAAUGAGAGUUUUGCCUCCUCACAAAACAUCUCCCUUCAAAUCCUGAAGAUUUCUGAGCGGUUCAUCCAACAAACACUGCCAGAGAUGUUCGCUGAGUACCUACUUGCAGUAGUCAAGGUGGCAACAACAUAUUUCAAAGGGGUGACUGAGGGCGUCGGACCAGACAAGUGGAAUGAAAUAAUUCUUGAUGAGAUGAAGACAAUCCAAAGCCUCUUGCCACCAAACAGCACUGCCCAGGCCUACAUCUCCGUCCUCAUUAACGUGGGAAAACUCGUGAGCAUGUUUUUGCAACUUCUUAUGGGAGGCACAAGCUCACCUGCUCCAUCUCUGGGGGAGCUGACUCAUCUUGUACCGGUUCUAGAGCAAGUGAUGACUGGAAAAGCAGACCAAAACACAUGGGACAAAUUUGAAAAAGUGCUGGCGGCCCUACUGUCAACUUUUGAAAGGACAGAGGAAUGGAACAGCACCAUGUCUGUUUUGCCUCUGUUUGAGAAGACCAUCGGAAGUUUGGUGAAGAACAUGCACGCAGAAAAUGUGAUGAUAAUGAGCCUUCAGAUGCCCAUGGUGACCCUGAUGAGAGACAUUGCAGUGUCUGUGAACAACAGUCAGCUUAUGGUGUCUGAGCUGUCACAGGGAAUGCAGCUUGCCAUUGAAGGCACAAUUCAAACAGUUCAACAGGCAAAUGGUACACUGGAAUGCACUGAGGUUAUCAAAGUGUGGGAACCAGUUCGACAGGCAGCAGGGUUAAAUCCCGCCACUUUGUCAGCGUGGUGUAACAUCAGCCUACAGCCUGUUCUGGAUGCCCAUGCUGCGGCUCAGAAUGUCUUCUUUCACCUGAACAUGAAUCCCAUGGGCGCGGGGCCUGUAAGUGUGAACACCGCAUCUGGAAGGAUUGUCAAAUCAGUGCAGCUUCUCUACCAAGUCAACAUGAACCGCUCACUUGUGGUAAAUCAGUUCAUCAACACUUUCUCCGGCCAGCUGAAUGAACUGAUGAGCCAGCCAUUGAGUCCUGAGGCGCAGACUUCCUGGUACCAACAGUUCCAAGACACACAGUUGCAAAACAGUAUGGCUUCCAUUACGCAGCUAUCAGAUGAGCUGCUUGCGGUGGCUCCUUUCCUGAUACCAUACUUUGAAGCUGCAGUGGAUGCACUGACCCACACUGUGAACAACCUCCACCUUGCUCAGAAUAGCACGUCCUCACUGGAGCUGUUUGAACAAGCAGCGCUGGUCUUUCUAACCUCUGCAAACAUCACCUCAAAUGACAAUUUUUCCAUGAUGUGGGGAAACGCUGCUGAUGGUAAUGGGACUCUGUUUGCUGACAUGGUGAGAGAGGUGCUCAAACUAAUGAUCAACAUGAGGUUAUUUGAGAAUCAGCCUGGGGUUUAUCAAGCCCUGGAGAAAUUCCUGGCGUCCAAUGAGACAAACCUGAUGGUGCAGAGGUUCGUUGAGAUGUCAGUGUGGUUGGACUCAACUCAAGCGUCUGGACUGGAUCUGCUGAGUCAGGUUCUUCCCAGACUCUACAAAAUCCUGCAGCCUCUGUUGUCUGUCCUGGAAAGAAUGAAUGUGGGCUUUCCCAUGGGUACUGAACUCUACGUGGACCUGGCUGGAAACAUCAUCGCAAUGUUCAGACAGUUUGUGAGCACCGGUGAUCUUGUACCCCCCAUGCACCAUCAAUUUGGCACAUUCCCCUCAGAGCUAGCAGGUGGCCAUCAAACGAGGAGCGUCAGGCGAAGACGUGACGUCUCGAUGAUGAUGACAGCAGACCCCCUGGAUGACUUCAUAGACCUUAUCAACAUUGACUACCCCACCAUGUUCAGAGCCAUUUCUGUCCCUCCGACUUCGACAGAAUUAUUAGAGACGGCCCACGUGUUCUUUACAAACUCGGAUCUGAACAUUGUGAUGAAGGGAGCAACAAAAGGCAUGCCUUGGAGCCUGAAUGCCUCUCGGGAAGCAACUAUUGAUGCUGCCCUUGGGAUGUUCUCCUUCCUCACCCACCCUGGCUUGCUUCAAAUGUCAUCAAUGGAUCUCCUGACAAAUUCUGUUGACAUACUUCCCAAUGGCUUUCCAUUCUCUACUGAGAUUAAAAGUAUCACCAGGACACUAUCAAGUGAAUCUCAAGAGAACCUGAUAGUCAUGCAGGAGACCGUCCAAACAAUGACCGAGCUUCUCCGGAUCAGCCCAACCGAGCCGCGCUUCACAGAGCAGCUGCGCCGCCUGAGAUCCCAGGUUUGUACCUUGGAGAGAACGGAGUCUGUGCGCCAGCUGUUGCUGACCCUUUCUAUCGAACCUGGGCAGCUCUGUCACACUUUUCUGCCCAGCCUGCAAAUUCUAGCUGAGAGUUUGCUGAUGAACACAACCUCUAUGUCUGAAGUAAUCUUCCAGGCUGUCAUUGGGGAACCCAGGAGCUACAAUGUCCAGACAAACUGGACCUCUGCAUUGAGUCAAGGUUUGGGCUUCAAUACCAGCAGCCUCGGCUCUUUAAAGAUCAACUUCACCUCUCCAGGUGUGGUCACAGUUGGUGAGAUGCUGAGGAAUGCUACCGCCUUCGUUCUGGAUGUGCAACGGCACAUGGAUUUCAAUCCUGUGGCUCUGCACCUCCUAAUGGAAACCAUAGUACCAAACAGCAAUUUAGAGAUCCUGUCCUGGCUGGCAAACCUGCAUCAGUGCAACACUGGAGCAUUUGGAAACAUGAGUGAGACGGAUGAAAUCAUGAUGAAGACCUUCUGCUCCCUGUCUGCUGAGGAGUGGUACGCAUUCUCACUGCUGAUGGCUCAACACGUGAACACGGAGAAGCUCGUUUACAGGAUGGUACUAUCUGAGGAAAUGCAGAGCGUGGUGGGAGUUGUGUUACAGGUGGCCGAAGAAUUAACAGACACAAUAAGCAGAAUCCUUCCCGCUGUCAGUCAGCUGCAGGGCUACCUGCGGUCUAUUAAAGACUUCAACCUGGUGGCAAACAGUGAAUUUCCCCAAAUGGCAAGAGGGCAGAAGGCCAAGAUGUCAGGUCAAGCUACGUUUGUCACCCUGUCCCGUGCUUUGUGCAGUACCGGUAUCAUGGCUGUAUUUGGCAUCUCUGAACUCCCUGAAAUCAACAAUUCAAGCCCCUCCUUCCCUGAGAACCAGCGGCGGGAGGAAAUGAUUGAGAGGUUCAAGAUUCCACGAAAUGCCACUCCCUUCUGCACGAACAUGUACCUGGAGAUGGUGAAUACCACCGGAGGAGCUAUUGCCUGGGCCUUCCUCAAACCAAUGCUGAUGGGACAGAUCCUCUACACACCUGACACACCCACCACCAGGGCCAUAAUGGAGAAGGCAAAUGCCACCUUGCAGGAGUUUGCAAAUCUGAGGAAAUAUUCUGAAGACUGGAUUGAAUCAUCCAAGUACAUCAUGACAUCUGCCGAAACGCUCAGCAAAACCCUGCCAAUGCUGCAGAAAUCUCUCAGCAAUUCUUUUGUGAGGAAUUUCAUCGAGAUGCAAACAGACAUCAAUGUCCUCAGAAUGAGUGAGACGCUCAGCAAAUUCUCUAAUGUCACGGUGAUGCUGGAGAAGAACAAGCACAUUCUUAACCAGAUCACCACUCUGUCCACCCUUAUGAUGAGACUUUCCUCCUGCAUAAAGUUUGACCGUUACUCUGGCUACGACUCAGCCCAGGAGCUCAACUCUGUGGCUCAGGAGCUUGCCAAAAACCGGGAUCUCUAUGCAAGUGUCAUCUUCAAGCUUCCCAAUGAUUCAUCCAGAAAGCGGGAGGCCCGGUCCUCCCCUGCUGCGUCCACUCUACCUCCCAAAGUCAGCUACACCAUCCGCAUGCAUAUGGACAACGUCAUGCGUACUGACAGAGUGCGAAACCCCUACUUUGUGAAGGACAGGCACAUCUCACCCAGUCAAACCAUGCGCUACAACCGGGGGUUCAUCUACCUGCAGGAGAACAUUGAUCGAGCUAUCAUUGAAAUCCAGGCUGGCCAGAAAGUCACGGACCCGGCCGUACAACUGCAGCCCUUCCCGUAUCCAUGCCACCUACGAGACGAAUACCUGGAGGCCAUCUCUUUUGUCUUUCCUCUCAUGCUGAUGUUGGCCUGGGUGUUGUUUGUGGCGGAUUUUGUGAAAAAACUGGUCAAUGAGAGAGAGUUGAGGCUACAUGAGUACAUGAAAAUGAUGGGAGUCAACCCACUGAGUCAUUUCUUUGCAUGGUUCCUGGAGUGUGCCUGCUACCUGGUGGUGACCAUCUCCAUCCUCACCCUGGUGUUGAAGUAUGGCAACAUUCUGCCCAUAAGCAAUGGCUUCAUCAUUUUCCUCUACCUCUGCGACUACGGCUUGAGCAUCAUCGCCUUCAGCUACCUGGUCAGCUGCUGCUUCGACAAGACCUACAUCGCUGGCCUGAGCGGGAGCAUCCUCUACAUCCUCUGCUUCUUCCCCUACAUCGUGGUCAUGGCCCUGGAAACAAAUCUAAGCUUCUCCCAGAAGAGUGCCCUGAGUUUGUUCUCUCCCACCUGCUUCAGCUAUGCCAGUCAAUAUGCUUCUCGCUAUGAGUCCCAAGGAGAAGGAAUUCAAUGGAGCAACUUUUACACUUCACCCCUUGCUGGAGAUACCGCGUCGUUCGGUUGGCUGUGCUGGCUAAUGCUUAUUGACUCCAUCUUGUAUUUCAUCAUUGGGGCGUACAUCCGCAUGGUUUUCCCUGGACAAUAUGGAAUCUCUGCCCCCUGGUACUUUCCCUUCACUCUCUCCUUCUGGACUGACUUGUGCUGCGGCUUUCACUCAAAGAGCAAUGCGGGCAAAGGACUGCUCUUUGCCAACAUCAUGCAGAAAAAGCAGCCUGUCUUCUCUGAGGGAAAAGAAAAAGGCAAGAACACCCUCUCCCAUCAGGCUGCUGAGGAGUUCUCAGAGCUCCCAGUAGGCGUUUCACUCCAUGGCCUCACCAAGAUGUACGGCGACCAAGCAGCCAUUCAAAACCUAAACGUGUCCUUUUAUGAGGGCCACGUCACCUCCCUGCUCGGUCACAAUGGGGCUGGCAAAACCACCACCAUGUCCCUCCUGACUGGCCUUUAUGCCCCGUCGUCGGGCACCAUAGAGGUAUACGGCAAAGACAUGCAGACGAGCGUCGACAAAGUCCGUCAAGAACUGGGGGUCUGCAUGCAGUAUGACGUCCUCUUUGACCACUUGACCACCAAAGAGCAUCUGCUGCUGUAUGGUCAAAUCAAGGCCCCACACUGGUCUCCCAGAGAACUGCGCGAGCAAGUCCGCACGAUCCUGGAGGAGACCGACAUGUACGCUCACCGACACAAGCGGGUUGGUACCUUGUCAGGGGGCAUGAAACGCAAGUUGUCAAUCUCGAUCGCCUUUAUCGGCGGCUCUCGGUUGGUGGUUCUGGAUGAACCCACAACGGGGAUCGACCCCUGCUCCCGACGCAACAUCUGGGACAUAGUUCUUCAGCAUAAGAAAGACCGCACCAUCAUCAUGUCCACCCAUCAUCUGGAUGAGGCUGAAGUGCUGAGUGACCGCAUUGCAUUCCUGGAAGGAGGUGGAUUAAAAUGCUGUGGAUCACCCUUUUACUUGAAAGACAAGCUGGGUCAAGGCUACAAGCUCACCCUCACCAAAAAGAUUCAAAACACAGUUUCUGAGCGGCUUGACAGUGCUGAUCUUAAGGGCUUUAUUCAAGCUCAUGUACCUGAAGCACGGCUGAAGGAGGCCCACGGGGGUGACAUGGUCUACUCACUGCCCCCCUUCAACUCAUCAAAUGCUUCCUCGUAUCGAUCCCUCUUGAUGGCGUUGGAUUCAAACCUGGACGACCUACAGCUGGGAGGUUAUGGUAUCUCUGACACCACACUGGAGGAGGUAUUCCUCCAGCUGACUCAUGACAACCCAUCUGAAGCAACAAAAGGCCCGUUUUCCAUCUCAGAGACUGUUUCGGAAACUGCAUCCAUCGACAGCUUCUCUUCAGAUUUUGGUGAAGGCAUCUCCAACCUCGUCGAUAAGAUCAAGCUGACCAGUUCAUCCACGGUGGGUGGCAUAUUCUUGGCCUGGCAGCAGAUGAAAGCCAUUCUGAUCAAGAGGUUCCACCACAGCCGCAGAGACUGGAAGGGCCUGAUAUCCCAGAUCCUGCUCCCUGUCCUGUUCGUGGUGUUUGCAAUGGCCCUGGGCUCUAUCAGAAGUGACUUGCAGCACUAUCCUGAGCUGGAGCUUAGCCCCGCGCUCUACAAGAUCGGGAAAGCGUACUCCUUCUUCAGUAACCAAAAUCCGAAAUCCAGCCAUCUGGUGGACACCAUGAUGUCAUUCCCCGGGAUCGAUAAUGCCUGCCUCGACACCUCUGAUAACCUCAUCUGCACAAGGAGCACAGACAGCUGGAGAUCCAGAGGGAACAGCUCCAAAGCGUUUAGUGUCUGUAAAUGCACCCAACAGGAACAGAUUUGUCCAAAGGACCCAUACGAGCCCCUCCACAAGACAAUCCCUUCGUCUCAGACUGUUUACAAUCUGAGUGGCAUCAAUGUCGAAAACUAUCUGGUGUCCACGGCCAACGAUUUCAUCAGGAACAGGUAUGGUGGUUUCGCUUUUGGCAUGCCGCUCCCACCUGACUUGCAAAUGGAUCUUAAGGAGGUGCCCCAAAACCGCACACUAUCCAAGGUCUGGUUCAAUCCCGAAGGCCACCACACAAUGCCAGCAUACCUGAACAGCCUCAACAACCUGAUCCUGCGCUCCAGUAUUCCAGCUGACAAAGAGCCAGAAAAAUAUGCCAUUUCAGUGUCCAGCCACCCUUACUUUGGUCGGCCAGAUGAUGAAGAUGCAAUCGUUCAGGGAAUGCUCCAGAUCCUGGUGGCCAUGUGUGUGCUGACAGGUUAUUCAAUCAUGACAGCCAGCUUUGCCAUCUAUGAGGUCAAUGAGCACCACAGCGGGAUGAAGAGGCUCCAGCACAUUGCAGGAAUUAGCGAGCCCUUCUACUGGACUGUGAACUUCUUUUAUGACAUGGUUGUUUACAUGAUCCCUGUGACUCUGACCAUUGGGGUGAUUGCUGCCUUCCAGAUUCCAGCAUUUACAGAUCGACAAAAUCUGGCCGCCAUUACCCUCCUCCUCGUUCUCUUUGGGUUUGCCACCUUCCCCUGGAUGUAUCUCCUGUCAGGUGUCUUCAAAGACAUGGAGAUGGCCUUCAUCAUCUAUGUGUGCAUCAACCUCUUCAUCACUGUGAACACCAUCAUAUCGACCUCCAUCCUCUACUUUCUGGGUCAAAUAUCACAUCACAACUCUGAGGUCAUCCAGGACAUCUUCCAGAGGCUGUGCUACGCCUUCCACAUCUUCCCUCAGUUCAACUUUGGAAAUGGGUUGAUGCAGUUGGCCAGAACGAACAUAGAGGUUCAGAUCCUCAGCGGCUACGGAAUCGAUGCCUACAAGAACCCAUUUUCCGCAGAUAGCUUGGGCUGGAUGUUUUUAUCAUCCUUCAUCCAAGGCCUGGUCUUCUUCACCCUGCGUCUCCUGCUCAACAAAUCUCUCAUGCACAAAAUAAGGGAUGCGGUCCGGGGCAGGAAGACUGUGCACCAGGUUUCUCUGGAGAAUGAGGAUGAGGAUGUAGCAGCAGAGCAUCUGCGGGUUUCCAGCGGCGCUGCCAGCUCCGACUUACUGCAGGUCAACAGUCUAACUAAGGUCUAUCAACAUCUGAAAAAGAAGGUCCCUGCUGUGAAGAGGUUGUCUGUGGGCAUCCCUGCUGGAGAGUGCUUUGGCCUGCUUGGAGUGAAUGGGGCAGGAAAAACUACCACCUUCAAGAUGCUGACCGGGGAUAUUAGCCCCACUGAUGGCUCCGCAGAGAUCAGGGACUGGGACGGGCGGUUGGUGGACAUCAUGGAGUGCAGAAACAAGGGAAUCAACAUUGGCUACUGUCCUCAGGUUGAUGCACUCGAUGAUCUGCUCACUGGAGAGGAGCAUUUGUACUUCUAUGCUCGCAUCCGUGGCAUCUCAAAGCGAGAGAUAGAUGGGGUAGUGAACUACCUGCUGAAGAAGCUGGAGCUGAAUCACCACAGAAACAUCAUUACUGACAGUUACAGCUGCGGCACCCGCAGGAAGCUCUCCACCGCAAUGGCUCUCGUUGGACAUCCACAAAUCUUGCUCUUGGAUGAGCCCAGCUCGGGCAUGGACCCACGCACCAAGCGUCACCUGUGGAAAAUUAUCUCUGAGGAAGUGAGAGGAAAAUGUGCCGUGGUGCUUACGUCUCAUAGCAUGGAGGAGUGUGAGGCGCUGUGCAGUCGUCUUGCCAUUAUGGUGAAAGGUCAGUUCCAAUGCCUGGGCUCCCUGCAGCACAUUAAGAACAGGUUUGGCAGCGGGUUCACUGUGAAGAUGUACUUGGCAGAGGCCUCUUGUGACGCAGAGGCAAUCACUCGGUUCAUGCAGCGCAGAUUCCCCAGCACUUAUCUCAAGGACCAGCACUCUGCCAUGGUGGAAUACCACGUACCAAUUGCUCCUGGAGGAGUCGCAGACAUCUUUGACCAGCUGGAGUCCAACAAGAAUGCCCUGCUGAUCAAACACUUCUCUGUGAGCCAGACCACACUGGAUGAGGUCUUCAUCAAUUUCGCUCUGGGAAAGAUUGGUAUGGAAAACAUACUUAUUCAUGAGGACGACAACGGCCAUGACCUGGACUCUGUUGAGGAAGUGCAUACAUAGAGCUGAUUGCAAUGUCUUGUGGGCUUUUUCUCUCAGUGUGAAAUGAAACACAAGUGCUCACUUAACCCUAGCCCAUAUUUCUUACAUCCUUAUUAUUUCUUAUGUCUAUUAUCGGAUCACAUGAAGAAAAAUUAUAUUUCUAUCUUCUGCCCCAUGAAAUGGUGAAUGAGAAGCAGAAGAGCACCUGCACUUUUCCAUACAUGUAUAUAUGAAGUUGAACAUUUAAUCAUACGUUUAUUUACAAGUCGCAUGACUCCACUAGUACGUUUACUUCUGAUUCAAAUGAUUAAGUUAUUUAAGAUGAUUAUUAUUAUUACGAAGAUUUGAUUUUCUCUCUGUUGUUGGGGUAAUGUUCAUUUGUUGAACUUAUGUUUAGUCCUGAUGUACCAUGAUUGCAAAUGAUCUUAAAUCAGUCCCUCAAUGAAUACUUGAUAGCUUAAAGGAUAAAAAAACCCCCAAAAGAAAACGCUGGAGUACAUUUAAUCAUAUCCAUUAGAUGAAACUUGACAAAAGAAAAUAUCCCCAUUCAUAUUCGAUGUACACAUUUCUUCUUCUCAUUAAUUUUCCUCUAAGGGCACAUCUCUAUCUACAUGACUACAUUGAAUACUUAAUGCGCUCUCUUGCAUAUGUGGUAUAUAAUGUAUCUAGACUAUUUUUGAAAUUUUAAUAAAGAUUUUUCAAGCACAGUUGCUAUCUGUCUUAAUGAGGCUCAAGUAUUCAUUCUAUUUUUAUUCUUGCACUCUUGGGUGCAUCUAAGAUGUUUUAUUUUCAUAUGCAUUGAUUAAAUUGUCUGGUAAAAAAACAUUAUUUCACUUAUUCAUGUCCUGAUGAAGUUGUUCUGCAGAAUCAUUGAAAGUCGAUUGAAAUAAAUAAUUCAGCUUUCAUCGUAAGUCAACCAAAGCAACACAUUUAGAUGCUGAUCAAAUGUUGGCAGUUAAAUCACGAAAUGUAAUGGCAUUAUAAGGUGGACUCAGUAAUGCUUUCAAUAUUUAAAUAUUUGAUCUCCUAUGAAUUCUAAACUAAUUUAAAAUAAUUCAUGACCAAGUUUUAAAUGAAUAACUGAAGAUGUAAAAUCUCAGCUGAAGGAAUGAAACUGUCUGUAUAUAAUCAUUCAUUUCAGGCUCAUUAUCUUUGGGUUAAUAUUUUCAUUGCUUUAUUCAAAAUUGUUCUAUGAAUUAGGUUUCAUUUUCCCUGUGUAAGUCAUUUUGAAUGAAAGCAUCUAUUAAUUUCAUAAAUGUAAAUAUAUAUGUAAUGUGGAGUUGUUUUAUGUUUACAAUUGUUAAUA